Lodderomyces margitis is the source of this 1716-nucleotide messenger RNA. It is a transcript of the gene PGA5, whose product is annotated as 1,3-beta-glucanosyltransferase. NCBI's taxonomy places the organism in Eukaryota, Fungi, Ascomycota, Pichiomycetes, Serinales, Debaryomycetaceae. Gene Ontology annotation, molecular function: 1,3-beta-glucanosyltransferase activity. The coding region runs from base 1 to 1716 and encodes 571 amino acids. The transcript has a single exon. The record is from RefSeq and is a predicted model, not a curated record. Gene Ontology annotation, biological process: fungal-type cell wall (1->3)-beta-D-glucan biosynthetic process. Gene Ontology annotation, cellular component: cytoplasm; fungal-type cell wall.
AUGAAAUUACUAGCUUUCAUUACAUUUGCAUCUGCUGUUAUGGCAAGAGUAGUUCUCAAGAACGAAAUUAAAGACCCCACACUCCACCCAAUCAAAAUUGUGGGCAAUAAAUUUUACAACAGUGGAACCAACGAACAAUUUUUUAUUAAAGGUAUCGCAUAUCAGAAAUCGCGUGAAGAAGGAGAAGUCUUUGACACAACAACCGAAACCAACUACAUUGAUCCAUUAGCCAACCCAUUUACAUGCUUACGUGAUUUAGACUUUUUGAAAGAGCUUGGUGUCAAUGUUGUGCGUAUUUACCAAAUCAACCCAAAUGCCAAUCAUGAUGUUUGCAUGGACGCUUUUGCAGAAGCUGGAAUCUAUAUCUUGGCAGACUUGUCUGAACCAUAUACAUCUAUCAGAAGAGACUUUCCCAGAUGGGAUACGGAGCUUUUGAGUCGCUAUCAGUCUGUGGUUGAUUCUUUGCAAGAGUAUAACAAUGUGUUGGGAUUCUUUGCUGGCAAUGAAGUGGCCAAUUCUCAACAGAAUAUCGAUGCAGUCCCUUUUGUAAGAAGUGCUGUUCGCGAUGUGAAGCAGUACAUUCAUGACAAAGGCUACAGAAAGAUUCCAGUAGGGUAUGCUUCUAAUGACGAUGCUUCUAUCCGAGCAAAUUUGGCCAACUAUUUUGUAUGUGAUCUCAAUGAUGAAUAUUCUCAGUCUGAUUUCUUUGCCAUCAACGUGUAUGAGUGGUGUGGAUACUCAACAUACAUGACAUCAGGAUACCGUGAAUUGACUGCCGUUUUCAACAAUUAUCCAGCUCCAGUAUUUUUCAGUGAAUUUGGCUGCAAUAUAAUUACGCCGCGCCCGUUUACAGAAGUUGAAGCGUUGUUUGGGUCAACAAUGAGAAAAACAUGGUCUGGAGGUAUUGCGUAUGAAUACUUUGAAGAGGUUAAUCACUAUGGGAUAGUCCUGAAUAAAAAAGAUGGUACAAUUUCGAAGUUGUCCGACUUUGAAACAUUAAAAACAAGGUUCAACGCAGUGAACCCUAUUGGCAUCCCUAUCGACGAAGUAAAGAGCCGACCAAGUUUAACAUGUGACAAGCCAUCAGAUACUUGGAAAGUAUCGCUCGAGCUACCACCAUCUCCCGAUGUUGGCAAAUGUGAGUGUUUGUGGCAAUCAUUGUCAUGCGUUGUUGUCGAUAAUGGGUCAUUCGAUGAAGAGGCUUUACUUAAAGACCUUUGCUUCAAAGUUGACUGCGAUGAGAUAAAUGCCAAUGGAAGAUUGGGAAAGUACGGGAAAUACAGCGAUUGCAAUCCGAUAAUCAGAGUAUCCUAUGCAUUGAAUAAAUACUAUGAACAGACGGGAAAAAGAAAAGAUAUAUGCACGUUUCAAGGUCGUGGUGAAAUUGCGGGGGGUUUUAACGACUUGAGUUCAAAAUUUGCCACAGAUGGUCGAAAUUGUCAAAGUUUAUUGGACAAGGUCCACAAUGAUUACAAUACUGAAGUCGUCGACCGCAAGUCAGAUGUGGAACCGGAUAAUGCAAGUAAUACAGAAGAAGAUGAACAGCUGACAGCGCCACUGGAAACACACGAUUACAAAAAGCCAAAAUCCACCAAAUCAAUAAAGAACCCUGGCACAAGUAAAUCCAAAAUCAUCAAAUGGCCCACCAAAAAAGAAACCUCAUCUGCAUCCACAAUAUCUCCACCUUUCCAACUUUUACUCAAACUCUUUUCAUAG